UUAAAUGUGUGCCAAUCCGUACAAAUAGAUUAUAAUAGCCCUCAGGUUCAGACAGCUUAUGGGCCCAUAAGGGGUAAACCAUACCCUUAUUCAACCACCGGUACUGCCGGUCAGAAACAAGUGGUGGCUUUUAUAGGUGUUCCCUACGCCCGGCCACCCACUGGUUACGAUAGGUUUAUGCCGCCCCGUAAUCCCGACCCCUGGACAGAGCAAAAGGACGCCACAAACUAUAGGGUAAAGUGUCCGCAAGUGGAGGACAGGUUUGAAUACACGCCCACCGAAGACAUCAUUGAAAGCGAGGAUUGUCUGUAUCUCAACAUAUAUACCCCCGUAUUUCCAAACCAAUUUCAAGCUAACCUCCCGGUGCUCGUAUACUUUCACGGGGGAGAGUUUAAGUAUGGUGGUAAAGACUUUUUUAAACCAGAUGUUAUAUUGGAGGCCGCCAUGGUAGAUAGCCCCGGUGUCAUAAUCAUUACUGUUAACUAUAGACUCGGAGUUUUAGGUUUUAUUAGUACGGAUGACAUUAAUAUACCCGGAAAUAACGGCAUCCGAGAUCAGGUACAGGCGCUCCGA
Molecule: messenger RNA, 573 nt
Organism: Oppiella nova
Lineage: Eukaryota; Metazoa; Arthropoda; Arachnida; Sarcoptiformes; Oppiidae
Source: the annotation of a GenBank genome assembly